Messenger RNA from Ictalurus furcatus (blue catfish), 3225 nucleotides. RefSeq names its product serine incorporator 1 (gene serinc1). The transcript has 12 exons. Lineage: Eukaryota; Metazoa; Chordata; Actinopteri; Siluriformes; Ictaluridae. The coding region runs from base 951 to 2294 and encodes 447 amino acids. The record is from RefSeq and is a predicted model, not a curated record. Gene Ontology annotation, cellular component: membrane.
UCCGGAAUAUGAUGUCACUUUGGUAAAGGUGAAGUUAAAUCCUUACACACCAACGCUUCAUUUAUUCUGUGUUGAGACAAGACACACAAGGGAGCGAAAAUGAGUGUUUACUUUUGCAAAUCUGUGGAUAGUGAUGAUAGCGAUGGAAAUGAAAUUAAUAACCCCAACAAAGAGGAAAACAAGGGGAAGAAAUUGAGCUGGUGGAAGAAAAAGAAGUCAUCUAAAACAGAGGAAGAAGAGGGACGCACGGUGAAGGAUGGAAAAGGUGUUCGUGAAGCUGUUCAGGAGAUGCUCAAUAUGCUCCACCCACUCCCUCUGGGAGCAGUGCCUGUGGAAGUGGAAGCUGGAGCUUCUGGGAGAGUAAGCUGGAACGUGAAGCCUCAGAAACUACUGGGGCACCAAGGAGCAGACGCCUGGUCGAUCGGAUAGUGAACUCAUGUCUGUUUUCCAACUGAGGAAAACAGUUUUUGUUUUUCAACGUGCUAACCACUAAGCCACCAUGCGCCCAAAAGUAAAAAUAUAAACUGUAAAUAAAAAGUAAAUACAAAUAGUGCACUAUGCCGUAUUUAGAUAGUAUUGUGAAUACUGUAUUAGUAUUUGAUACCUUUUUUAAAGUGUAACUUGGUUAACAUGUAUAUCUGUACAGUGUUCAAUAAAAUGGCAGGACAUUUAUAACAGUAAUUAAACAUAUACUAAGACUCCCAGCUCUUUAAAUGGUUUAGAUGCAGCUGGGCUUAACUCUGCUAAACCUGCUAUUUUCCAGGCUAGGUUUAGAGCAUGCGUUGCCAUGGUAACUGCAAACUGAAUCGUGUAAUCGCUCUCUCUGGAAUGUAAAAAAAAUAAAUAAAAUUCUCUUUGACUCUACCCUGUCGCUUGGUCUUGGUCUCCUGCAUUCCUCAAGCAUCUUACUUCUGGUGAAUCUGCAGCAUUUUGAUCAUCCAGAAAAGAUAAUGAUCCCCUGCCUUUGUGGCAGCGCUCCUUGCCUUCUGUGCAGAUGUUGCCCCAGUGGAAACAACUCCACAGUCACGCGGCUCAUCUACUCCUUCUUCCUGCUUCUGGGAGUUGGCAUCGCCUGCAUCUUGCUGAUGCCUGGCAUGGAGGGACAGCUCAAGAAGAUUCCAGGCUUUUGUGAAGGUGGAAUGGGAACCUCGAUCCCAGGCGUUAAGGGUCACGUGAACUGCGACGUGCUGGUGGGCUACAAGGCAGUGUACCGUGUGUGCUUUGGCAUGGCCAUGUUCUUCCUCCUGUUCUCGCUCCUUAUGAUCAAGGUUAAGAGCAGCCAAGAUCCACGAGCUUCUCUGCAUAACGGGUUUUGGUUCUUCAAGUUUGCUGCUGCCACUGCUAUUAGUGUUGGAGCAUUCUUCAUUCCCGAGGGUCCUUUUACAACCGUGUGGUUCUACGUUGGCAUGGCUGGCGCUUUCUGUUUCAUUCUGAUUCAGCUGGUGCUUCUGAUCGACUUUGCUCACUCCUGGAACGAGUCCUGGGUGGAGAAGAUGGAGGAGGGAAACUCUCGCUGCUGGUAUGCAGCUCUUCUUACUGCCACAGCCGUGAACUACGCCCUGUCCUUCGUGUCUCUGGUGAUGUUCUAUGUGUACUACACCCACACUGACGGCUGCACCGAGAACAAGGCCUUCAUCAGCGUCAACAUGCUGCUGUGUGUGGGAGCCUCCGUCAUGUCCAUCUUGCCCAAAAUUCAGGAGUCCCAGCCCAGAUCUGGUCUCCUGCAGUCCUCUGUCGUCACCCUGUACACUAUGUAUCUGACCUGGUCUGCAAUGACCAAUGAGCCUGAUCGCAAAUGCAACCCGAGUCUUCUGGGCAUUAUUGGCCUGAACAGCACCACCCCAGCUGGAGAAGGUCACGUGGUUCAGUGGUGGGAUGCCCAGGGCAUUGUGGGAUUGAUCCUGUUCCUGAUGUGUGUUUUGUAUUCCAGCAUCCGCAAUUCCAGCAACACUCAGGUCAACAAGUUGACGCUGACUAGCGACGAGUCCGCUCUGAUCGAGGACGGUCCAGCGCCGGAGAAUUUUGAUGAGGGAGACGAUUCAAACCGGGCUAUCGACAACGAGAAGGAUGGCGUCACGUACAGCUACUCUUUCUUCCACUUCAUGCUCUUCCUGGCCUCUCUUUACAUCAUGAUGACUUUGACCAACUGGUACAGCCCCGACGCCAACUACGAGGCAAUGACUAGCAAGUGGCCGUCGGUGUGGGUGAAGAUCUCAUCCACUUGGAUCUGUAUCUCGCUGUACGUGUGGACCCUGGUGGCUCCGCUCGUCCUCACCAACCGCGACUUCGACUGACGAGGCAGAAGAAAACAAGCUUUACGCAAACUUUAACCCUUCAUCAUUGUGAAUAUCCUCCUGUAAACGAAGGGCAAGUUGGUUCAUAAUUGUAAAUAGCUGAAGCUGGUGCAUUCCUGUGUGGUUAAUCCUCAGUUUUUGGUUUAACUGUUGCAUGUAAAGUAGUGAUAUUUAUUUGUGCUGUACGUCGUUAUAAGCGGUCAAAACAAUUAGCCAGAAAUGAGUUUUUAAGUAUGGGAUUAUUUAUGUAUGCAUCCUGAAAGAAAGAUCAGGAGAGAUUCUUGGAAAACAUUAUGAUUUAAGUAGCUUGGGCUUUGACAGGACUGUUGAAACGUUUGCUUUAAGUUUAUUCCUGGAUCUAUAGGAAUGUCACACGUCGUUUUAUUAAUAUUUCUUGUAGAAUGGGCGUAAGAGUGCAGUAUUGCAGAUUUAGCAAGUAUCGUUGCUAAGUAGAAGUUUAGAUUUGCUGUGUUUUUUUUUGUUUUUUUUCAUUCCUGAAAACACGACAUUUAGGACAUGAUUUCCGUCGCCCGUGUGAAUACUGUUUUAUUAACAUCAGUGUUAGCAGUUUGGUGCAUGUUAAUGAAUUUCCAGGCUUUUAGUUAGUUAGGACUGUAAAAUGCCACAGUGCUAAUCCUUUUUGCAACUUGCACAGGUUAGUUGAGUUUUGAAGUUUUAUCGUAGUGGAAAUGUUCUUGCACUGAUUCAUUGCUUUACAAACUCAUUUUAAGAUGUAUGUUAUAAUUUCAUACGUAUAGUUUGCUUCUAUACCAUGUAGAUGUGUGUUACCAGCCUGCUGGAGGUAAUAGUCUAGUAGCUGCUGUUAAGUAACAUUAUUGGUGUUGAUGCCUAAGUGUAUUUUUUUUUUUUUGUCCUUUUGACAUGUGCGUUGUAAUCUAUCUUGUCUUAAUCAUUAAAGGUUUAAAACCCC